CACUUGCUUAUACUGCAAACCUGCGGCGUGGACACGAGGGAAAGCUUAAAUCUCGCUCACACUUUUUCUCCCUCGGUUAUUUGUUAUAACGAGUAGCUUCUCAACCACGUCUGCGCCGUCUUACUAAAAGUCUGCUUAUAGGUUAAUAUGGCAAAAAUCCUCCAAGCUGUCAGCGUUGUGAAAUCUUUGAGACAAGGAUGCGUGUUAGGCAGAAAAGUGGGGAUCGCGGGCUGCCUGAGACUUCACACUGCAAAACUUUUUAGUGUCAAGGCCCAGACAGCCCACCUGGUCUUGGAGGAUGGCACCAGGAUGAAAGGGAUUUCUUUUGGGCAUGAUGCCUCUGUAGCUGGAGAGCUGGUCUUCAAUACUGGUCUUGUGGGGUAUCCCGAGGCCCUGACUGACCCAAGUUAUAGAGGUCAAAUACUGACGCUGACAUAUCCUAUUGUAGGGAACUAUGGUGUGCCGAAUACAGAGGAACUGGAUGAGCUAGGCCUGAGAAAACAUGUAGAGUCAGAACGCAUUCAAGUAUCUGGUCUACUGGUUCAAGACUACAGCCACGAGUACAGCCACUGGAACUCUGUCAAGUCUCUGGGUCAAUGGCUGCAAGAACAGAAGGUUCCUGCACUGUUUGGGAUAGACACCAGGAUGCUGACCAAAGUCAUCAGAGAUAAGGGAACAGUUUUGGGGAAGAUUGAAUUUGAUGGUCAGCCUGUUGACAUAACUGACCCCAAUCAGAAAAACUUAGUAGCAGAAGUUUCAACCAAGGAAGUCCGAGUUUUUGGAAAAGGCAACCCAAUUAAAGUGGUGGCUGUCGACUGUGGCAUUAAACACAACAUAAUCCGACUGCUGGUUAAGCGAGGUGCAGAAGUCCACCUAGUGCCGUGGGACCAGGACUUGCUUAGUCUAGACUAUGAUGGCCUGUUCAUAUCUAAUGGACCAGGAGACCCAUCUCUGGCCAAGACACUCAUCAAUAACGUGCACAAGGUGCUGGAGAGCGAUCGUCCCCAGCCAGUAUUUGGGAUCUGUAUGGGCAAUCAGAUCACUGCCCUGGCUGCAGGAGCCAAGUCAUACAAACUACCUAUGGGCAACAGAGGCCAGAACCAGCCGGUGUUGAAUGUGAUGACGGGCCAGGCCUUCAUUACCGCACAGAACCACGGUUAUGGCAUAGACAGCGAGUCCCUGCCCCCAGGGUGGGGCCCGCUUUUCAUCAACGCAAAUGAUGGCACCAAUGAGGGGAUCAUGCACAGCACUAAACCUGUUUUUACAGCCCAGUUUCACCCUGAGGCUAAGGGCGGUCCCACGGACACAGAGUUUCUCUUUGAUGUCUUUUUGUCCCUGAUCAAAAAAGGAAAGAAUAUCAGCAUAGCGUCAGUCAUGCCCAUAAAACCCAGCAUCCCUCCCAGGGCCCAGGUUUCAAAGGUGCUUGUACUGGGUUCUGGUGGCCUCUCUAUUGGUCAGGCUGGUGAGUUUGACUACUCUGGAUCUCAAGCCAUCAAGGCCAUGAAGGAGGAAAACCUGAAGACGGUGCUCAUGAAUCCAAACAUAGCCUCCGUUCAGACCAAUGAAGUGGGCUCCAAGCAGGCUGACUCAGUCUACUUCCUGCCUGUCACGCCAGAAUUUGUAACUGAGGUCAUCAAGACCGAGCGUCCAGACGGCAUCCUGCUCUCGAUGGGUGGACAAACUGCACUCAACUGUGGGGUAGAAUUAUUCCAGCGUGGGAUCUUGGACCAGUAUGGGGUGAAAGUCCUUGGAACCCCUGUGGAGUCCAUAAUGGCGACAGAGGACAGGCAGCUUUUUGCUGACAAACUAAUGGAGAUCAAUGAGAAAAUUGCACCUAGCAUUGCUGUUGAGUCGGUGUCUGAUGCAUUACGAGCAGCAGAGCAGAUAAGCUACCCGGUGAUGUUGCGAUCGGCCUACGCUCUGGGGGGUCUAGGCUCUGGUCUGUGUGCCAAUAAAGAAAAGCUGGAGGAAACUGCCCAGAAGGCUCUGGCCAUGAGCAAUCAAAUCCUCGUGGAAAAGUCUUUGCUUGGCUGGAAAGAGGUGGAAUACGAGGUGGUACGAGACGUUGCUGAUAACUGUGUCACCGUCUGCAACAUGGAGAACUUCGAUCCACUGGGUAUCCACACAGAUCUUUACCCCUUGGCAUUUGUGGCUGCUAAGCUGGCUCUGGGAAUCCCCCUGCCUGAGAUCAAGAAUGCUGUAUCAGAGAAGACCACAGCCUGCUUUGAGCCCAGUUUAGACUACAUCGUCACCAAGAUUCCUCGCUGGGACCUCGACCGCUUUCACGGCAUGUCUCGUGAAAUAGGCAGUGCCAUGAAGAGUGUAGGAGAGGUGAUGGCAAUAGGCCGUACGUUUGAGGAGAGUAUGCAGAAGGCCUUAAGGAUGUGUCAUCCAUCAGUAGAUGGCUUUGUGCCCCGGCUGCCACUCAAGAAGCCGUGGUCCGACACCCACGAUCUAGAACAGGAGCUGGCUGUGCCCUCCAGCACCCGCAUCUUCUCCCUCGCUAAGGCCCUCUACAGUGGCAUGAUGAGUGUUGAUCAGAUCCACCAGCUGACAGCCAUAGACAAGUGGUUCCUCCACAAACUUCAUGGAAUAACAAAAGUGGAGCAACAUCUUGCAAACUACAACAGUGGCACAGUCCCCAAGGGGAUGUUGCUAAAGGCCAAGCAGGACGGCUUCUCAGACCGGCAGGUUGGUCAGAUUCUAGGCUGCAAUGAGGGAGUAGCAAGAGAGCUGAGGCUCAAUUAUGGCAUCAGACCUUGGGUCAAACAGAUUGACACUUUGGCUGCAGAGUACCCAGCAAUGACCAACUACCUGUAUUGUACUUACCACGGUCAGGAGCACGAUCUGGACUUUAAAGACCAGGGAAUUAUGGUUCUUGGUUGUGGACCCUACCACAUAGGCAGCAGUGUUGAGUUUGACUGGUGUGCGGUGUCCAGCAUCAGAGCCUUGAGACAAAUGGGCAAGAAGACGGUUGUAGUAAACCACAACCCAGAGACGGUCAGCACAGACUUCGAUGAGUGUGAUCGCCUUUACUUUGAAGAACUGACCCUGGAACGCAUUCUGGAUAUCACCCAGCAGGAGGGUUGCUCUGGCUGCAUUGUAUCAGUGGGAGGUCAGAUUCCUAACAACCUAGCCGUCCCCUUGCACAUGAGUGGGGUGAAGAUUCUCGGGACGAGCCCCCUGCAGAUCGACCGAGCUGAAGAGCGCUCAGUCUUCUCCAGUAUCCUGGAUGACCUCGAGGUUGCCCAAGCCCCAUGGAGGGCCCUGAGCUCCCUGGAAGACGCGUUUGCCUUCGCUAACCAGGUGGGGUAUCCCUGUCUGCUGAGGCCCUCCUAUGUUCUGAGUGGCUCUGCUAUGAACGUUGUGUACGGUGAAGAGGAGAUGAAACGCUUCUUGGAAGAGGCUGCACACGUGUCCCAGGAGCAUCCAGUUGUCAUCACCAAAUUCAUACGUGGUGCCAGGGAGGUGGAGGUAGAUGCUGUGGCCAAGAAUGGCAAGGUUUUGGUUCAUGCCAUAACAGAGCAUGUGGAAGAUGCCGGGGUGCACUCUGGAGAUGCUACCCUAAUGCUGCCAACCCAGACCAUUAGCCAAGGGGCACAGGAAAAGGUUAAAAUUGCCACCCGAAAAAUCGCGCACGCAUUUGAAAUUUCUGGGCCAUUUAACACUCAAUUUCUGGUUAAAGGCAAUGAUGUCAUGGUGAUCGAAUGCAAUCUGCGAGCGUCACGCUCCUUCCCUUUUGUAUCCAAAACAAUUGGUGUCGACUUUAUCAACGUGGCAACCAAAGUGAUGGUGGGAGAGCCUUUGGAUGAGGCCAGCCUUCCCUCGCUCGAGAAACCCAUCAUUCCCGUGCACUACGUCGGAAUCAAAGCACCCAUGUUCUCCUGGCCACGACUGAGAGAUGCAGAUCCUGUGCUUCGCUGUGAGAUGGCUUCCACUGGAGAAGUAGCUUGUUUUGGACCAAACAUUUACUCAGCCUUCCUAAAAGCUAUGCUGUCAACAGGCUUUAAGUUGCCUCAGAAGGGCAUCCUGAUUGGGAUUCAGCAUUCGUUCCGACCCAGUUUCCUGGCUACAGCAAACCAGCUGAAAGAGGAAGGCUUCAAGCUCUAUGCUACUGAAGCCACUUCCGCUUGGUUGUGUGCCAAUGACGUUCCUGCCAUUCCAGUAGCUUGGCCCACUGGGAUGGGUGGAGACAACAGCUUGCCCAGUAUUAAGAGACUGAUCAGUGAGGGUCAUAUUGACCUGGUGGUCAACUUGCCCAAUAACAAUACUCGCCACGUGAAGGAUAACUUCCUCAUCCGUAGAAUGGCCAUUGACCAUGGAGUCCCACUCAUUACCAAUUUUCAGGUGGUAAAGCUAUUUGCUGAGGCUAUCCACUAUGCAGCUCAGCUGGACACUACUAGUCUAUUCCACUACCGGCAGAAAGAAAGCCAACAAAAAGGGUCUGGCCAGCAGGGUUAGAAUUUCCUCUCCAGUCCUGUUGCCAAACAGCAAUAUUUUUGUACUAUUUUCUUAUAACACUUGGAGCUUUCCACAUUAAUGGGGAAAUAAGCCCAUUUUAAACUAGAAUUCUCCUAAAGUCAGGGCUUUUACAAUAAUUAAACUCUGCCUUUUCCCAAAAGGUCAGACGGGUCAUUAGAAUAAAUGUCCCGAACUAGGAAAGAGAUGAGUGUUGUACUGGAUUAGGAUAAACAUCAGCCAUCGAGUUUCUUCAUAACCUGGCAAUCCAAAAACUGUUAAUAUUAAUAGCUAGCAAGCUAAAAAGCAUUAUAGAACUAAUUACUAAUAAUUAGAGCCCUUUUGUUGGAGCGCAAAACCAAUUCUAAAGGGUGACUUAUAAAGGGGUACCAGAGAAGGUAAUUACACUGGAUUUUCAAUUAUGUAAAUCCCUAAGGAGAGUUUAUGUUCUUUUGUUGUUUCAUUUAUGGCUCUCGCUGGAUGUAAUGAAAUGAAAAUUUUCAAUUUCUCAGCUCCCCUCAGUAAAUUUUAAUGCUACUGGCUUGGCCAAAAGACUUUACUAAUUUGCUCUUGUUGAGGCAUUUUAUUGUAGUUUGGAUGGUGCUAAAGAUGUAUGUAAAGCAUGUACUAUAUCCAUAACUUUUAACAUAAGUGUAGAUAAACAAACUGAAAUAAUAGACUUUCCCCCAUUUUGGUAAUAAAUCACUGUUAUUUUCAAGUGCAUCGGUCUGGAACACAAACUUUGAAGUUUGAAGAUGAUAGCAACCUCUGUUUAUAUAUUUGGAUUGAUCUCUGUAUAUACCAUAUGUUUCAAAUUCAGUCUGCAUGUGAACCUGCUGUGCAUUUUAAUGCAUCAAAGUGAAAAACGCAUUCAACCAGACGUUGUGUUGAAAUAAUAGUCUCAUAUUUUGUUACGUGCUUUUGGUAAUAGUUGUUUUAACAAUCAGUGACACACAAUAAAGACUUAUUUCACAUAA
Molecule: messenger RNA, 5435 nt
Organism: Neolamprologus brichardi
Lineage: Eukaryota; Metazoa; Chordata; Actinopteri; Cichliformes; Cichlidae
Source: RefSeq, a predicted model, not a curated record